AUCAGAAUUCCGAUCAAAAUUUUGUAACAAUUCCGUCAAACCAAUGUCCUCCUCCACAACCACCGCCGCCGCCGCCGCUACUUCUUCUUAUACACUAAUGGACUCACUAUUCCAACGGACACUAGACGACCUAAUUAAAGGCAUCCGUCUUCACACAAAUAGCACCUCCCAAUCCACUUUCAUUUCCAAAUCACUUUCCGAGAUCCACCGCGAAAUCAAAUCAACCGAUUUACAAACCAAAUCCACCGCUCUUCAAAAACUCACUUACCUUCAUUCCUUACAUCAUAUCGAUAUCUCUUUCGCCGCUUUUCACGCUAUUGAACUCACAUCUUCCACUUCUUUCUCACACAAAAAAAUCGGAUAUCUCGCCGCUUCGCUUUCCUUCCGUCCCUCGACCGACGUUUUACUUCUUUUAACUAAUCAGUUACGAAAGGAUUUGAAAUCGGUUAAUGAUCAUGAGGUUAGUUUAGCUUUAGAAUGUCUCUCCGUUAUUUGUAAUGUUGAUUUUGCUAGAGAUUUAACUCCUGAGAUUUUUGUGCUUUUGAAUUGUAAUAAGAAUUUCGUUAAGAAAAAGGCGGUUGCGUGUUUGUUAGUUUUGUUUGAUAGGUUUCCUGAUUCGGUUAGGGUUUGUUUUAAACGGUUAGUUGAUAGUUUGGAAAAAGAGGAGGGGAAUAAUUACGCCGUUUUGUCGGCUGCUGUUGGCGUGUUUUGUGAACUUGCGUGCCGUGAUCCGAAAACUUAUCUUCCGUUAGCGCCGGAGUUUUAUAGGAUUUUAGUUGAUUCUAGGAAUAAUUGGGUUUUGAUUAAGGUUUUGAAGAUUUUCGCUAAGCUUGCUAAGUUAGAGCCGAGGUUGGCUACUAAGGUUGUGCAGCCAAUUUGUGAUCAUAUGAAACGGAGUGAGGCUAAGUCGUUGGUGUUUGAGUGUGUGAGAACGAUUGUGACCGCGUUUUAUGAGUAUGAGUUUGCGGUGAAGCUUGCAGUUGAAAAGAUUAAAGAGUUUUUGUUGGAUAGUGAUUUGAAUCUUAGGUAUCUUGGAUUGCAGGGGCUUUUGCUUGUUGCGCCAAAUCAUUUGUGGGCGGUUUUGGAGAAUAAGGAUGUUGUGAUUAAGUCGUUGAGUGAUGUUGAUCGGAACAUUAAGAUGGAAGCGUUGAGGCUUGUGAUGUCGAUGGUUUCUGAAGAUAACGUGGUCGAGAUUUGCAGGGUUUUGAUUGGUUAUGCGGUCAAGUCUGAUCCUGAGUUUUGUAAUGAGAUCUUGAGGUCAAUUUUGUCGACUUGUUCCAGAAAUGUUUAUGAAAUUAUUGUUGAUUUUGACUGGUACGUGUCGCUUCUUGGCGAAAUGGCAAGGGUUCCACAUUGCCAAAAUGGUGAAGACAUAGAGUAUCAGCUGAUAGAUAUUGGUAUGAGGGUUAAAGAUGUUAGACCAGAUCUCGUUCGUGUUGCACGUGAUCUGUUGAUUGACCCGGCUUUGCUUGGGAAUCCUUUUAUUUUUAGGAUUUUAUCUGCUGUUGCUUGGGUGGCAGGGGAGUAUGUUCGCUUUUCAAGGAAUCCCUUUGAAAUAAUGGAAGCACUACUACAACCACGCACUAAUCUCUUGCCACCGUCAAUAAGAGCUGUAUAUAUUCACUCUGCGUUUAAAGUACUGAGCUUUUGCCUUCAUUUUUUCCUUUUUCCUGACACAACCACAAGUUCUUCAUCUUUCUCAAAUCUUGUUGAUAUGGAACCAGGUUUCGUAUAUUCGGAAUCUGAAAAAGAAUUUCCCCAUACAAAUGCCGAACGUUCUACAAUUUCUUCAAGUUUGAGCAAAAAGGAUACAUAUACACGGGAAUCCAUUUUAAAUGUGUUGAAUGUCAUUAUAACAUUUUUAAGCCCCUUGGCUGAAAGCCAUGACGUUGAAAUACAGGAGAGAGUGAGGAACCUCCUUGGUUUAGCCCGGUUGGCACAAGUAGACAUAUUUUGUGAUGGUAAUCAUAAGGAAAAGAUGGUGGAUCUAAAAACUAGUAUUCUCAUCCAGUUGAUCAACGAUGCACUCAUAGAGGAUCUUGGUCCAGUUUCAUUGAGUGCUCAAGAGAGGGUACCUGUUCCAGAUGGAUUAGUACUUGAGGAGAAUCUGAGCACGUUGGACAGCAUAUGUGGAGAUGCUCAGUUACCAACAUGUGAAUCGUUCUCACUCAUAAAAUCUAAUUUCUUACCAAAUGAUGGUGAUUCUCUUUCUUAUCGUCAGAAUGAAGAAGAAGCAGAAACGUCUCCUGUUGAAUCCACAUCUCUGCUUGCUGAACAUCGAAAACGACAUGGACUGUUCUAUCUUCCUUCAGAUAACAGUAAUAAUAAUAAUAAUGCAUCCACUAGUUUCCCGCCUGCCAAUGAGCCUAACAAUGAAGACAAUGAUGUGAAAGAUCUGGCUAAGCUAACAGAAGAAUCUCUGGUGCUAAAAAGGAAGCCAAAUCCAGCUAGGCCAAGGCCUGUUGUGGUGAAACUUGAUGAGGGAGACAGACUCCCUACUGCAAUAACAAAAACUGAAUCAAAUGAUGAUUUGAUCUCUGGAGCUGUGAGAGAUGUUCUUUUAGGAAAUGAAACUUUGUCACAGAGCAAUCAGUCACAUAAGCCAUCAGGCAGAAGAAAGAGCAAAGAUAAAGUGGGUGAUACUGAAACUGGGAGUUCUAGUAAAAGAAGAAGCAAAUCUCGUAAAGAAAAAAAGAAUCAGGAUUCAGCUAAUGUUGAUGAUAAAAAAGAAACAAAUGGUGAAACUAGUAAGCAGAAAAGUGGUGGCAGACAUAAAGUUAGGCAAAGAUCUGAUGGAGGUACCGAAGUGGCUUUUACGAAACCAGUUAUACCAGAUUUCCUUUUAUAGUUUUUGGAUAAGUUGAGUUGAUAUUUCACAAGGUCAGUUUACUUUUUGAGUUCCUGUAUUUUUUCUCCUUGUUUUUUGUAUGCUUGUAUAUUUAAUGUUUUUUGAAGACAUGACUUGUGGAGUUGCUGUUGCCAUAGCAGUAAUUUUGUGUAUAGACAUUAGUGUGAUACGAAUUUAUCAUGAAAAGUUACCAGUUUUUUCUUCGAAAAUAUGUUGACGUUGCUAGUA
Molecule: messenger RNA, 3076 nt
Organism: Erigeron canadensis
Lineage: Eukaryota; Viridiplantae; Streptophyta; Magnoliopsida; Asterales; Asteraceae
Product: AP-3 complex subunit delta
Exons: 1
Coding region: 44-2848 (934 amino acids)
Biological process (GO): Golgi to vacuole transport; protein targeting to vacuole
Cellular component (GO): AP-3 adaptor complex; endosome membrane; membrane coat
Source: RefSeq, a predicted model, not a curated record